This is a messenger RNA of Mugil cephalus (flathead mullet), 2424 nucleotides long. RefSeq names its product 3-oxoacid CoA transferase 1a (gene oxct1a). The transcript is spliced from 17 exons. Gene Ontology annotation, cellular component: mitochondrion. NCBI's taxonomy places the organism in Eukaryota, Metazoa, Chordata, Actinopteri, Mugiliformes, Mugilidae. Bases 113 to 1696 code for a protein of 527 amino acids. Gene Ontology annotation, molecular function: succinyl-CoA:3-oxo-acid CoA-transferase activity. The record is from RefSeq and is a predicted model, not a curated record. Gene Ontology annotation, biological process: ketone body catabolic process.
CAGCAGGUCUGGUAGAAGCAGCCAACGACAACACACUUAACAACUGCUGUUCAGCCCGAAAUCCUCCGACGUCUUCUCGACUCACCCCCUCCCCGUGCGUGCUCUUCAAAACAUGGCGGCCCUCAAAGCGUUAUGCAGAGCGGACAAUAUACUCCUCAAAAGCCUCUCAGAUCCCCGCAGAACCAAAUUAAACUUCGCUAAUCGCCAAUUGAGCAAGACCUGUGUGUGCUACUUUUCUGCCUCCACUCAGAGAAGCUCACAGUUCUACUCCGAUCCUACGGAUGCAGUAAAAGACAUCCCUAAUGGUGCUACCAUUCUUGUGGGAGGUUUUGGAUUAUGUGGUAUACCAGAGAAUCUCAUCAAAAGCUUACUGAAGACGGGUGUUAAGGGCAUCACUGCAGUCAGUAACAAUGCAGGCGUGGAUAACUUUGGCCUGGGCCUGCUGCUCCAGACUAAGCAGAUCAAGAGGAUGAUCUCCUCGUACGUUGGAGAGAAUGCAGAGUUUGAGCGACAGUAUCUGUCAGGGGAGCUGGAAGUGGAGCUAACGCCGCAGGGUACUCUUGCAGAGAGGAUCAGAGCGGGGGGUGCUGGUGUCCCAGCCUUCUUCACAGCCACUGGCUAUGGUACUCUGAUCCAGGAGGGAGGCUCACCCAUUAAGUACAACAAAGAUGGGAGCAUUGCCAUUUCCAGUGAGAAAAGGGAGGUGCGGGAGUUCAACGGCAGACACUACAUCAUGGAAAAGGCCAUCACGGGUGAUUUUGCCCUGAUCAAGGCGUGGAAAGCUGACAAGGCGGGAAACAUUGUUUUCAGGAAAACAGCCAGGAAUUUCAACCAGCCCAUGUGCAAGGCAGCUAAAACCACCAUAGUUGAGGUGGAGGAGGUGGUGGACGUUGGGACUUUUGCCGCGGAGGACAUCCACAUACCCAGCAUCUACGUUCACAGGGUUGUCCAGGGUGGCAGCUACGAGAAACGGAUUGAGAAACGCACAGUGAAAAAAAGCCAAGAAGAUAAACCCAAACCAAAGAAGGAUUCAGACAUUGUUCGGGAAAGGAUCAUUCGCAGGGCUGCUCUGGAGUUUGAGGAUGGGAUGUAUGCUAACCUUGGUAUUGGUAUUCCCAUGCUGGCCAGCAACUUUAUAAAACCAGACAUCACUGUGCACCUUCAGAGUGAAAACGGAAUUUUGGGACUGGGGCCCUACCCCACUGAAGAUGCAGUGGAUGCAGACCUCAUUAAUGCAGGGAAGGAAACAGUCACUGUGCUCCCCGGGGCAGCCUAUUUUUCCAGUGAUGAGUCAUUUGCCAUGAUCAGAGGGGGUCACAUCAACCUGACAAUGCUGGGAGCCAUGCAGGUGUCAAAACACGGAGAUCUAGCCAACUGGAUGAUCCCAGGUAAGAUGGUGAAGGGAAUGGGAGGAGCCAUGGAUUUGGUGGCUAGCGCUGGAACCAAGGUGGUGGUCACAAUGGAGCACUCGGCUAAGGGAGGAAAACACAAGAUAUUGGACAAAUGCGCACUGCCUUUGACAGGGAAGCAGUGUGUGGACCGAAUCAUCACAGAAAAGGCUGUAUUUGAUGUGGACAAGACAAAGGGUCUGACUCUGAUAGAAGUUUGGGAAGGCCUCACUCCCGAGGAUAUAAAGGCCUGCACUGGCACAGAUUUUGAGGUGUCUCCCAACCUGAGGGCCAUGCAGCAGAUUUAGAGGACAAAAAAAAUGACCUCACAAAACACAAAUGCUUGGUCUGGUUCCCUGGAAAUCAGCAUGCAGAUAUCAAAAGGAUUUAGUAAUAAAUAAUAUUAACUGAAUGGGGUUAAUGGGAGACAUGUGGGGUUCUUUUUGUCUUCUGAUCAUACAAAUUAUACUGUUGCCUAACACACAAUUAAGUUAUUAAUCUUUAUUCAUUAUGCAACGUUUUGAUGAUAGUUAAUUUAAAAAAAAAAAAAUGCUACACUGAUAUUUUGAAUAAAAAUGGUACAGUAUCUCUUUUUUAAAAAAAAAACAUUUAAACAUUUUAAACAUUUGCUGUAUUAUUGAGUUAAUUUAAUGUGACACCUGAAAUGCAAUGAAUUUAGAAUGUAGGUUAAAUGACUUGUCAAGUAUAUAUAACGUUUUUUAAACUGGUGCUCAGUAGUUUAACACAAACAGCCUUUACAUGAUGCAUUUGCUGUAAGAUAACUUUAUGUUUUUCUCCGUUUGGAAAUUGAAGGAGGUGUAAUGUAGUGGAUCUGACGGGGACGUGUCUGUAAUAAUCAAUUCUGCCAUAAUGUCAAGUUGUCUCUUUUUCUCCUCUCAGCCUUCUGUAUCUCAGAGUGAAGUCACAUACUUCAGCUCGACAACUUGAAGCCUUAGCAUUUUUUUACUCAAACAUUUGCUGUUCAGCCGCAUUUGUACAUAGUAAAAUAAAAUACAAACUGGUUUGCAGAGCGAAA